Molecule: messenger RNA, 2751 nt
Organism: Sclerotinia sclerotiorum 1980 UF-70
Lineage: Eukaryota; Fungi; Ascomycota; Leotiomycetes; Helotiales; Sclerotiniaceae
Exons: 1
Coding region: 1-2751 (916 amino acids)
Source: RefSeq, a predicted model, not a curated record
AUGCAUUUCACCAAUCUCGCAUUGGCCGCCUUGACGGUAGCGGGUGCAAAUGCAGCUCCUCGCCCUCAAAAUAUCGACUUUCAAUCUCUCAGCCCUAUCGUACAAACUGUUCAAAAUGUACCAGUUGGUGUUACUUCUCAAGUUGUGUCAUAUAAUCCGACUGCCGCUGCUUCCAUCGCCGCUGCCGCCGUGACGCAAAGCUCAGCAAUCAAAGGAACUACCUCAGACACGAAACGGCAAUUCAAUCAUCUCAAAGCCAGAGAUGGUACAUGCGCGAGGCAACCAGAAACAAUAUACACAGGCACCAAUCCGAAAGACGAUCCGGAUUCGUUUGUAGCAUAUAAGCCAUUUGCUGAUGCAGCUAAUAGUGCAUCAACUCCUUCUGGCUAUACCAGAUCCUUUGUCAAUCUUCAUGCAUCCAAUAAUGCCUUGAAGUAUAUGGGAUUUACGCAAUUACCAACUUACGAUACCGCCUCAUGUGCUGACAAGUGCUCUACCAUUACCGGGUGUAAUGCUUUCAAUCUCUACUUUGAACGCGAUCCAAUUGUCGAUCCAGGUGCUAAUUGUACAAAUCCUUCUUCAAUGACCAAUGUCAAAUGUGUUUUCUGGGGUGGCUCAAUUGAUGCUAAGACUGCAGUCAAUGAUGGUCAAUGGCGUAGCAAAUUCCGCGUUGUCAUCGCAGGAUCUAAUGGUUAUAACCUUGCUUCCCUUCCCACACCAGGCGGAUACACUCCUCCUUCAUGCCUUGAAGACUCUGCUAUCAACGCUCCAUUGGACUGCAACAAAGACGACACUUUCCUCGGUUCCCGUUUCUUUACCGACACUCCUUUUGAUGUUAGCCUUUGUACAGCAGCUUGUGAUGCGACUAGCUCAUAUGAUCUUGCUCAUCCACCCGCGAUUGGUAGCCCAAAGACUUGUCAAUUCAUCAACACUUACAUCCUUUACUUGAAUGGUGUUGCUCAAGGUCAAACUUGCGCCAUGUACACAGAAUCGUGGGAUUCCAGUUAUGCUACAAAUACUGGUUAUACUAGUGGAAGGGGUGUCUAUACCAUCGGCUCUUCUUAUACUCUCUCCAAUGCUACCAAUCCGAACUACGCAAAGGAUUGCAAGGCUUCAGCCAAUUCUAGUUCAAGUAGUGUUUUGAGCUCUUUAGCCUAUGCUUCAUCAACUUCGGGAACCGCAACUUUCAAGAUUGUUAGCAGCACUUCGGCACCUGAUUCUUUACCUUCCAAUACAGCAAAUGGCACUUCUGUUCAUGAUUCUUCAACGUCAUCUAUCUCAAAUUCUAAGAUUGUGAGCGGUACUUCGAAAUCUCAUGUAUUGCCCUCAACUACAGCAAACAUCACAUCAGUACAUGCUUCUUCGACACCUUAUGCAUCUAAUACAUUGGCUUCCAGUACAGACAGUACGGCGAUAUCUAGUACACUGAUUUCAUAUACAAGAAACAGCACUUCAGCUUAUGCUCCUUCAAUGACAAGCACCUCAGCUUUCCAUACAUUAAGUACCACUACGGCAUCCGGUGCAUCGGCUUCCAACACAGCCAACAGCACUUCCGAAUCUAGCCGAUCAGCUUCCAAUACAAUUGGAAGUACUUAUGUAUCUCAUGCAUCGCCCUCGAAUACAAAAAGCAGCCACCUGGCCCCACAAGGAACUGGUUAUGCCUCAGAUAGUGGAUAUAUUACCAGUGGAUCUCCCACAAGCAGUGAAUCAGGAUAUAAUUCUUUACCUUCGAGCACAAAGAGCAGCAAUUUUGGAUCAUCAGGAAGUGGUUAUGCCUCAGCUAGUGGACCUACCUAUUCUAGGCCCCAUUCUAUCAUCAGUGGAUAUCCCACAGGCACUGUAUCAAAUGCAUUGCCUUCAUAUACAGCAAGCGUUUCAGCACCUGAUACGUUGCCCUCAAACUCAGAAAGCAACACUGCCUCGAGUUCUGUAUCGAGUCAUGCCUUCACAUCUGUUACUUCUUCCGGUUAUUUAUCCGCAUCAUCGUCCGCCGCAGCAACAGAAUCAGUCUCUGCUAGCGGUAAUGCACCUUCAAUCUCCAACAGUGGAUCUGCCGGCUCUUACGCAUCCGAAACAUUGUCUGGUAGCAUUCCAUCUUGCACAUCUUCAGGUUCAUCCGAUCCGGUCACAUCGUCAAAUCUUGGCAUCAACUUUGCUUAUUUCAGCAACCCAACUCUGACUACUGGCUACGGGUCGUCGCAAUUUGAUAUCAAUUCGCUGAAUGGAAAGAUCCCCACCUACACAGGGACAGCCAGUCAAAUUGGUUUCUCCAAUACUGCGGCUGGUUCGGAUGUGACUCUAUACCCUGGUGCGCCAUCCUACAGCCUUGAACAACUUGCCAUCGUUCAUACCGGCUACGUGUAUGCUCGGAAAGCAGGAACUUACACCUUCAACAUUACCUCCUUUGAUGACAUUGUUAUGGGAUGGAUCGGCUCAAACGCAUUUGGUUCCUACUCCUCCAGCAAUGCCGACCUUAAUGCCGCUAGCUCUGAUACCCACAAUGCCGUCACAACAGUUUCCAAGACUUUGACUGCAGGACAACUCCUGCCAUUCAAGGUCCUUUGGGCUAAUGGUGCCAGUAGUGGUAGUCUCGGCUUCAGUAUCAAGGGUCCAGAUUCAAUUCUCUUGUCUUCAUCCUCUGGGUCCGCUAAAGAUGUCAUUACCACACCAUCCAGUAUCCAAACAUUUUCAUUCCCAUCGGUACCUUCUAUACCUACUAAUGCUACUGCUGGUUUCACUAGCUCUCAUUAA